Messenger RNA from Stegastes partitus (bicolor damselfish), 2302 nucleotides. RefSeq names its product ADP-ribosylation factor-like 4aa (gene arl4aa). The record is from RefSeq and is a predicted model, not a curated record. The coding region runs from base 953 to 1555 and encodes 200 amino acids. NCBI's taxonomy places the organism in Eukaryota, Metazoa, Chordata, Actinopteri, Pomacentridae. The transcript is spliced from 2 exons. Gene Ontology annotation, molecular function: GTPase activity; GTP binding.
ACACACACACACACACAGGCAUGGAAGCGGUCAGAAACGAGGAAAACACGCUGCGGACUUCUCCGAACCGACGGUAGGUCCACUUUGCUUUUCAUCGCUUCUGUCGCGCGCUGCUAGCUUAACCGACAUUAGCAUUCCGUCCGUGGAUGUUUACCGUGUAAAUGGAGCAAAAAGAUAAAUAAAUACCGCGAACGAUAGUUUAAAAACAACAACAAAAAAACGUCCGCGUUUAUAAACGUAUUUCGGGCUCCUGAGCUACAUGUUUUCUCCCACACAUUUCUCAUUAUCGUCUCAAAGUACCAUUUCUGGACCGUGUUUUUAAACUUUAGCACAUACAGCUCAGGAAAAUGUACCUUGGUUCUUACGGGGGUUUGGCUGAGGUCGUCUCCGGGGUUUUUGAAAACAAUUAAAACUGGCUAUAAACGUGUUGCCUACCCUCUAAAAACACAAAAUAAUGAUGCGUAAAGUAAAAUGGUGUGACAGACAGCCGGAGCAACAGGUGAUCCUGAUUCCCGGGCAGACAACGUGAUUGACAGCCGGCUUCAGCCAAUCACCUGACAGAGAAGUGGGCGCGCCCACCAAUCGCAUGCUCCCGCAGUGCCCGUGUGGGCGUUGCUCCAGACCGGGCACGCACACACACAGCAGCAGUGUCAUCAGCGGUGGAUCCACACGGGACACCGAGGACAGGCAGGGCAGGGUGUUUCUGGCUCUGGCGGAGGGUUUUUCUUUUUUGUUGUUGUUGCUGCCGCGGUGGCCGACAAAACAGGAGGAAAAUACACCGACUGUGAGGCGCUGGAGAGGACCGUGCUCAUAGAGGAUUAGGUUGAAUGUUUUUCUCCACAGACUGGCAGGUAGCUGCUGCAGCCGUUUUGGAAUACAAGCGACUCUGAGGACUACUCCCGGACAGUUGGAUCACACUUCCUAAAUCAGCCGUCCUUCCCCAUGUGGAAAGAUGGGGAAUGGAUUAUCAGAACAACCUAGCUUCCUCUCAAGCGUCCCGUUUUUCAGCUCUUUCCACAUUGCCAUCCUCGGACUGGACUCCGCUGGAAAGACCACCGUCUUGUACAGACUGCAGUUCAACGAGUUUGUGAACACUGUGCCCACCAAAGGCUUCAAUGCGGAGAAGGUCAAGGUGUCCCUGGGCGGCCACAGGACUGUGACGUUCCACUUCUGGGACGUCGGCGGUCAGGAGAAGCUGCGCCCCCUGUGGAAGUCAUAUACGCGAUGCACAGAUGGCAUCAUAUUCGUGGUGGACUCUGUGGACGCAGAGCGCAUGGAGGAGGCCAAAACGGAGCUCCAUAAAAUCGCCAAGACCUCUGAGAACCAGGGAGUGCCCCUGCUGGUGGUGGCUAACAAACAGGACUUGAGGCACUCUCUGGGAUUGGCUGAAAUUGAGAAAUUGCUGGCGUUGAAAGAACUGGGCCCUGCGACGCCCUGGCAUCUGCAGUCAGCCUGCGCCAUCAUCGGAGACGGACUCCGGGACGGCCUGGACAAACUCCACGACAUGAUCCUGAAAAGGAGAAAGGUGCUUCGGCAGCAGAGGAAAAAGAGAUAGACUCGUCACGAGACAGACUCCUCUGCUGCUUUAUGUGAAGGAAACAUAAGAUUUUUUUCUCCUGGGUGGAUUCGAGGUUCCGCCGCAGGUUUAGAUUCAGUACGCUGAGUUUUAUCAGUCCAGAUCUGAGCUUUAGGAUUCCCGCCUUGGUCUUGUGUUUAUGCUGUUGAUCAGGAAGUGAACGUAAAGGAACACGGUAUGAAGAUGAGAAAGUUUCAGACAUGUGUGGAUAUGUAAUAAAGAGUUUCUACGGAGUAAAAAGCACUGAUGGUGUGGGGUCUGGAAGGGUGGUUGAAGUUGUUUUACGGAUGCUGUAUGACCAUUUUUUUUGAACAGCGAUUCCAAACAAUAUUACCAAAAAUAAAUUAAGAAAAGGCUUUGACGAGUUGAAGGGUUGUUUGGUAAAUGAUUGAACCAUGUUGUACCUGAGGGGCCGUUUUUAUUUUUACUGUUAUUCUAACUUGUUUUACACUGGACUUUCUUUGUGAAAGAAAAGUAUUAUCAUGCAUUAUUAUCAGUUUACUUGCUGUCUUAUAUCUGAUUUUGUUUGUUGUUGUUGUUGUUUUUUUUUUAAAACGCACUUUAGAAUAUUACUUUGUAUGGAGUUUACAGUUUUUAAAUAGAUAAAGUUGUGUUGGAUUUUACAGAAGUGUUUGGGCAAAUUACAGCAAAUGCUACUGUACGGCCACGUUGUCACUAGACAGGUUAUGCAAUAUGUUUGCUAAAUAAAAUAUCUUUAGAACAAUA